AAGGUUUAGGGGAACGCCUUAAAACUUGGGGGUGUAAGAGAAAGGAGGGGUAUAUGCAUGAGUAGGUGGUGUUCUGCGUUAUUUGAAUGCAAAUGCAGAGAGAACAAGCCGAGACUGUGUUUGAGAGAGAAACAGGGAAAAGGAGGUGGAGAGUUGUCUUUGGAUUUUAGUUAGACACUGAAUAGACACAGAUUUAGUUUGCCAAGUGCUUAGUUCACUUUUGAGACGUUGCUUGCUCAUGUAUGCACUUGGCCUUCCGCCUUGUAGCUCUCUAUAUAAAUGAAACAUGGAUUUUUGAUUGUUUCUCAGUACUAAUGCAGUGAGACUUACUGUAAUUUAGUUUAAAGAGAAAGAUUUUCAGUCUGAUUCAACCCAUGGGCCAUUUAGCCAUUGACUUUCCCCUGCAUCAUGUCACGCCGGAAACAGAAAAGACCUCAGCACUUUUUCAGCCCUAUCCACAACACUUCGUGGCUACUUCAACAUGAGGAGCAGUUGGCAGUGAAGUCCCUCACCUCUACUCUUGCAAAGAACUCUUCCUGCUCUUCCUCAUACUCUACAAUUCAAAGCUGCCAAUCUACCUUAAACCCAAGUCCACCGGUUGAAAGGCUCACAACACCUUCUCUGACCAGACCAAGCCAUCGUAUCUUUCACCUUCCCUGCCAGCCCAUUCAAUUUCCUUUAAACCUAACAGAGUCUCACCUUUCCCAAAUUCCUGACACACCAUCCCAUUCUACUAAUCAACCUAUCACUACUACUGCACCAACCGUGCUCUCUACCCAUCACUCACCCAUGGCUUCUCCAAAGUUAGGCGUGUCAGCAACCACAACCUCUUCAUCCUCCUCCAUUGCUGCUUCUCUUUGUGUGCCUCCACAUCCUGGAAGCCCCAAUUCUGUGCCUCAGGGUCCCCCAAGUCCAGUUACACCCUCUUCCAGCCCAAGCUCAGUUCCUUCAGCCCCAGCAUGUGCACCCGUCAGUAUUGCUUUCAUCUUGGAGGAGCUACGUGUGCUGCAGCAGAGGCAAAUCCAUCAAAUGCAGAUGACUGAGGAAAUCUGUAGGCAAGUACUGAGGCUGGGAGGAGGAUCUUGUGAAGUGGAUUCAAAGCCAUUUAUACUUCCAUCUCUGCCACAGCUUUGUUUAAAAGGUUCUGAUAACAACCCCAGACCCUCCCGACCAAAGUCAUCACCUCCCCCUACCUCUGUGGCUCCUCUUUUGGCCUGUUUCUCAUCCCUGCUUCCACCUCAGACCACCUCCAAGUCCUCCAAACAUGCCCACCCUCUCUUGAAUGUCUUACGCCCCCAUAAGGCACAGUAUGAUAGUGGGGUAGUUACUCCAGCAAAUUUCACCAAUCAUACAAGUGCUGCCACAUCCUCAUCAAUGCCCACACCUGCUGCCUCAAACUAUCCACUCACACUUUCCCUGGGCAUAUCAUCACAAAAAUCAUCCAACACCACAGCAGCCAGUGGAAACAGUAGUCUUACCUUCCCGAACCAAUCUCUAUCAACGGCUGCUGUCCCUACUGGCCCCUCACAGGGUCCAAAACUCUCUGCUCAAGGAGGUACGCCUGUCUUAUCAUCGGGGCGUAUGCAUCAUGCAUGCCGAUUUUGUCGGAAACUCUUCAGCAGCGAUUCAUCCCUGCAAAUACACUUGCGUUCACACACAGGGGAGCGUCCUUACCAGUGCCCUGUAUGUUUCAGUCGAUUCACCACACGAGGGAACCUCAAGGUCCACUUCUUGCGCCAUCGUGAGCAAAACCCUGAACUUUCUUUUUCAUUGUUUCCCUGUUCACUUUUUGCAUCUGUUACUGGGGGAUCAAUGGGAGGAUCAGCACAAACUCAAACUGUCACCUCCAACAAUACAAAUGCUAUUCAGAAGCUUCAGAUCCAGCAAGAGGAUGAUCUGUGUGGUGACAGUCUUGAGGGCACUACUGCCUCAACACGCGCCACAACCUCAUCUCUGCCUCCUAGUAUUGAUUUGGCUCUGCUGACCACUGCACACUCUCUCCUUCAGCUCAACCGUGCUGCUGCUGCUGCGGCUGCUGCAGCCUCUACAUCCGCUACCUCCUCAAUAACAUCCUCAUCAACAUCCUCUCUGGCCUCCACCCUUCUUUCAGCUCCUGCCUCAUCCACCUCCUCCAUUGCUGGGGUAUAUAAAGGAGUGAAACAACAGCGCUUUGAUGAGAACACCCCACCUAUACCUACUCUGCUGCCCCAUUCUGCUUACUCACAGCUUGCCAACUUACCCAAAAUCUUCUUCCCAGCAUCUUCCACUCACCAUCUUCCAGGUCAUGGGUUUCUCAGGCAGACAACUCCAGCCGGAUCAUUUCUGCCAUCCCCGCAACAACAUAUCACAUCCCCAUUCACAGCUUCAUCCACGGCCCCUUCCAUCUCGACUUCAACCUCGGACACAUCAAAGCUGCAGAGACUGGUGGAAAAGUUAGAGAAAGAACCACACAGUCAGUCACACUGGGUUUCAUCCAUUGGGGAGACUUCUACCAGCAGCCAUAGUGUAGCAGGUGCAUUAAGCUAUAGCAGCAGUGGCUUAAUGAGCACAAGCACAUUCAGUACAAAUGUGGUCACCUCACUUCCAUCAUCUACAAUCCAAAUACCAUCAUCCCUCUUCAGCAAGGAGUCACCUUACCUGGGACUUAUGAACUCUGCUGGGACAUUUGCCCCAAAUCAGUGUAGUGUGUGCCUGCGGGUGUUAAGCUGCCCAAGAGCGUUGCGUUUGCACCAGGCUACUCAUUUAGGUGAGCGACCCUUCCCCUGCAAGCUAUGUGGUCGUUCCUUCUCAACUAAAGGAAGCCUGCGAGCACACCUUGCCACCCAUCGAGCCCGCCCACCAAACAGUCGUGCCCAAAAUUCUUGUCCCUUAUGCCAACGGAAGUUCACCAAUGCCCUUGUGCUGCAACAUCAUAUCCGCAUGCAUUUAGGAGGACAGCUACCACCAGAGAACAUGCCUGAUACUUCAACAGAUUGUGAUACUUUGUCCCAUCCCCAGUCUAUUGAGCUCUCUGCUUCAGAGAUAAGCCCUAGCACUAUGGAUGUUCAGUUAUUACAUGCUGAUCUACAAACAGUAUCAGAUUCUAGACAUACUGAAUCCCUUGCUAACAGUACAGGUCCCACAGUAUGUCCCGCAACCUCCAGCUUACCUGCUUCACUUAGCUCAGGUCGUAUACCACCUUUCGACCUAAGCCCUGACCCCUCCCUGAAUCCAACCCCCCAUUCACCUCCAACAUUCAGACCUGAUCCCCCUGAGCUCUCUCUCAGUAUACCUUCUCCAGUAGAAUCUACAGCCUCCCUUGUCCCUCCUGCCACUCAGUCAGCAUCAGCAACAACUGGUCCUUCUGCCACUAAUGAACUAUCUUUUGAACUUUCCAGCAACACUGCCUCCUUGGAAGACAAAAUUAUUUCAUGCUCCUCUGCUCUAAUGAAAGCCAGUCCACAAAGAGAUGACUGUGAACUCAGUGAAAAUACAUCUCUCUCACCCAUUUCUUGCUCUGGAUCCAGAUCAAAUCUAGAGGAUUUCCUUGGUAUACAAGCUCAUAAUGCAUCCAGGGAUCCUCGGCCACAUCCAACAUCAACACCACCUUCUGUUCUUGCGCUGAGAUCUGAUAGUGUGUCUACUUAUACAGUACGCCUAGAUGAGCCUGACCAAAGCCUUGUCCAAAUAUCCAAAUCAAUCCACCAAGAGUUCCCUAAGGAAGAAAAGACGGAAGAUAUACAUAAAACACCAAAGAAUGGUCAAAGGACAACUCCAGAUUUGAGUAUUAAUGCUGAUGUGGGGUCAGACACUGUAGACAAGACAAGUGAGGACGCAGCUGAGACUGAGAGGCCUGACAACAUACAUGUGCAGAAGAAGGAAACUCACUCUAGUUCAACCUCAAAGGAUAAAGUGGACCUUAAAGAUACAACAGGAACUGAAAUGGACAAAACAGAAUCAACUGGAUGCAUAUCACUGACUCCCAGUCUUCCACCUCCCAUGCCAGAGAAAAAAAUCUACCAUUGUUCCGAAUGUGGAAAAGAGUAUGCAAGUCGCAGUGGACUCAAGGGACAUAUGAAGCACCAUGGAGGAGUUGUCAAGGCACCUCGAACUCCAGCAAGGACCAAGGGCCCAGAGAGAGUGUUGCAUCAUGAGCGGUCACAAACUCACCACCUUGCAACCUUCCUGCCACCAGGGCAUCAAUGAGUUUCUUAAGCCAAGCCCUCCAAAAACAUCAGCAAGCACCAGAGACCUCUCCACCAAUCGCUGUUAAAGAAAACAGAGACAAAGUGUUGAGAUCAGUCUAAUAGCUGACAAGAAAAAGGAAUUAUAAAGGAUACUUAUGAUUGUUGACUGUUCAC
Rhinichthys klamathensis goyatoka is the source of this 4340-nucleotide messenger RNA. It is a transcript of the gene sall2, whose product is annotated as spalt-like transcription factor 2. Gene Ontology annotation, biological process: regulation of transcription by RNA polymerase II. The record is from RefSeq and is a predicted model, not a curated record. The coding region runs from base 409 to 4185 and encodes 1258 amino acids. Gene Ontology annotation, molecular function: RNA polymerase II cis-regulatory region sequence-specific DNA binding; DNA-binding transcription factor activity, RNA polymerase II-specific. The transcript has 3 exons. NCBI's taxonomy places the organism in Eukaryota, Metazoa, Chordata, Actinopteri, Cypriniformes, Leuciscidae. Gene Ontology annotation, cellular component: nucleus.